Capsicum annuum is the source of this 1285-nucleotide messenger RNA. Its product is annotated as B3 domain-containing protein At5g18090-like. The transcript is spliced from 3 exons. Gene Ontology annotation, molecular function: DNA binding. NCBI's taxonomy places the organism in Eukaryota, Viridiplantae, Streptophyta, Magnoliopsida, Solanales, Solanaceae. Bases 257 to 772 code for a protein of 171 amino acids. The record is from RefSeq and is a predicted model, not a curated record.
AAUUGUGAAAGAGUAAGACGCCCUACAGUAACAAAUUGAUAGUUAGGUAGAAACACUCCUCACACAACUAUUGUGUGUAGUGUGAGAUUAGCACAAACAACAACAGAGUAGUAGUAUACUACUUCACCACCAACUGUUGUCUUCUCUUCUUCCUGCUAUCUUAAUUUUCAAUAUGGUAGUGGAUCCAAAUAACAAUCAUCCAUCUUUCUCCAACCUACUUCAACAAGGCUUUAUGGAUAAACUUGUAAGUUAGCGAAUGCCUGCUGCUUUUGUCAAAGAACACAAGAAAAUGUUGGCAAAGACAUGCCUAGUGAAAACUGAUGAAGGGUUUUCUUGGGAAGUGAAGUUAGUGAAGGAGACUUCUCAUUACUUCAUAUGUGAAGAAGGCUGGUCACGGUUUGUGAUGCAUCACAAGUUGGAGCUAGGAGACAUGUUGAUCUUCUUUCUCGUUGAAAAGUCGACCUUCUAUGUCCUGCCUUACUCCAAGAAAUCUGUUACCAACGUUAGACAUUUUGAGGAACUCAGCAGUUCUGACGAAGAGAACAUUCAAAUCGGACCUUCAAGAAUAUCGAAGAAAGUUAAAACAGAGUCAAUAGAGUCUUUAGGAGGUAAAUCCGACACAAAAGCUGCUAGCAUGCUCGAUGUGAGGAAGAAAGUUCUCGAGACUAAAGAAGCGAAAAAGGCUGCCAAGGAUCCUGAGAAACCUAAGAUGCCUGCAAGGUCUAUCUACAUUAAGCGAGAACGGAGGUCUGCCAGGGAUCCUAAAAACUGAAGAAGCCUGCAAGUUCUUUCUUAAUUUUCAAGGAGGACUUUAGGAAGCAGUUCAUGAAGGAUAAUCCAAAAAAUAAAUUUGAGACUGCUGUCAAUAGAGCUGGUGCAGAGAAGUGGAAGAAAUUGUCUGCUGCUGAAAAAGGUCCUUAUAUGGCAGAGGCAAAGAGAAGGAUGGAGGAAUACCAUAAGAGCAACGCUGCUUAUAACAAACGAGUAGCUGCUGGAGCUUCUAAUCAAGAGGAAUCUUACAAUUCAAUGUCCAAGGUUGAUGAUGAAGAGGAGGAGGAGGAGGAUUGAAGAUGUUUUAAAUGGAUGAGGAAAUUGGGGAGGAAGCUUGUGCAAUCUCUUCUAUACGAGGCCUCUUCUUUUACCAUAUAACACUUGCAAUCGUUUUUGCUGUUAUUUUCGGAGGGUAAAGAUGAAACUAGAACAGUUUCUUUCAUAGCUCAGUAGUUUAUGUACAUUUUACUUCAAUGCUGCUUAUUCCUAAUUCAGCCUAGGUGUUUGUCCUUCA